AUGUUUGCGGGCAGUACACUCUCCAGUGACGCCAAGGGAAUUUGGGAUUACAAUCUUAUUGAGGAGGGGCCAGAACAAACUGGAACGAGUAAUAGUUCCGAGCUGUCGGACGACGAAGAGGAUGAUGAUGGAGAUCAUCAUGACGACGAUGGGCAUCACCAUUUGCUCGAAGAUAUCAACGAAGAUCAAGAGCGGGAAAUCCAAAUGCCACCUUCACCACGAUCGUCCAAACCGAGAAAUCUUCGCAAAGACCAGCGAACACGGAGCCACAGUGGAAACAACCACCCCAAGCCGACCAGGACGUUGUCUCCCUCGAAGGCACAAAAGCAACAUUCCCAACAGCAACAUCAACAACAGCAACAACAAUCACAUCAUAAGCAGUCAAAACAGCAACAACAACUAGUAGUUGAAACGACUGAAAACAAACGACAUCUGUACAUAUAUCGAGCUGGCAAAGUAUCCAAGUUUUCCGUAUACCCCUCCGAAACUAUCCUACACAUCAAGUCCAGGAUACAACGAAAGCUGGGCAUUGCACCAGCCAAACAGUACCUGGAAUGGGAUGGAAUCGAACUUGAGGAGCAACGAACUAUUGCACAGUACGGGAUACCCACGGAUGCUACUCUCGUGCUAUCCAAGCUCCGAAGCAUCCCCUCGCAUCCAUCAAUUCACACGGAAAGCUUAAUGUCUGGCAGCAAACAACAACAUGUCAUGGAAGAAUCACAAACUGCAACCACGGAUCAUGACCUUGAAGACCACCACCGCCACCACCAUCACCAUCGUGAUUCUUUGGACGAAGAAGAACGAGAUGACCAUCUCGAUGAUAUCCGACCCAAACGUCGUGGUAGAUCUUCCACUUCCCGGCCCGUGCCAAUCACUACAACGAAUAGCAAUCCCAAUCGACCCCCCAAGCCUCCCCGACAGCAGCCACCUUCACCCACGUCGUAUGCCUCUUCGGAUCACGACUCCUUCAUGACGUCCCCCUCCCAACAGCAGUAUCCCGAUCCACGCCGUCGGCAGCAAGCAUUACUCAACAAACUCAAGAUUCAGAAUCACAAUAGCCAGCAAAGUACCGGUGACGUGUCAUCCCUGGAACACGAAUCCACACUGCCCUCACGGCCUCGUCCCAAGAAACAACCGGCUCCACCACCACCUCCACCACCGCCACCCAUUGACGUUUUCGUCAAUACCAUCAUGGGAUUCACCAUCAACAUUGCCGCCAAGGCAACCGACACGGUCGAUCGUCUCAAGAAAAUGAUUGAAGAACAGGAAGAUAUUCCCUUUAAAAAGCAAAUCCUCAUUUUGGACGGCGUUCCCUUGGAUGACGCCCAAUUCCUGACGGAUUACACGAGCAGUUCGUCUUUGCACGUCUUGCUGCGAUUGCAGGCGGGAACGGGAAGUAGUGUGGGUGGAGCAUCGUUCGUUACGCCCGCCAGCAGUACCAUGGCCGCAGUGCCGCGCAAAAAGAAUCGACUGUUGGGACGUGGUAUGUAA
Seminavis robusta is the source of this 1491-nucleotide messenger RNA. The record is from the annotation of a GenBank genome assembly. Lineage: Eukaryota; Bacillariophyta; Bacillariophyceae; Naviculales; Naviculaceae.